Pseudonaja textilis is the source of this 16638-nucleotide messenger RNA. Lineage: Eukaryota; Metazoa; Chordata; Lepidosauria; Squamata; Elapidae. The record is from RefSeq and is a predicted model, not a curated record.
GGAAAACGAAACUUUGCCUAGGACUCUCUCUCUCUCUCUUCAAGGCUGGCUGCGUUUACGGGUCGGAGAAGCAAGAGUUUCGCGGGAAAGCGGUUCUUUCACUGCGCGGCGCUGCUUCUUGGCCCUGUUGCCAUUCGUUUUGGGUCUCGGCUGAGGCUGUUAAAAAAGACAAAAAACACAACCUCACCCUGGGUCGCCGGUCACGCAAGAAGGGCAUUAAAUGCCCUAAAUGUCACAACACUCAAAAUGCAUCCCGCCAGUCCUGUGUUAAUUGUGGAGAGCACUUGACUCCGCCUUGCAGUCUGCAAAUUGCAGACAGGAGGGAUACAGAAGAGAUGGAACCUGAGGGAGAGAUGGAACCUGAGGGAGAAUUGAGGCUGGAGAGCUCCCCUUUGUCGGGAUCAUUUGUGGAUGAACAGCCAUCAAGUGAACAAACACAUGGGGCGUCUGAAGAAUCUCCAUCAGGAAGCUUUGAGAAGGUCACCUCGGCCUCCCAAAAGCGAAAGAACAGGAAAAGGAACAAGAAGAAGACUUCUCUAGAUACACAAAGUUCCUUCUCAAGCUUAAGUUCAGCUCCAUCCAGUCUUGAUUGUUCACUUACCCCAGAUAUGGCUGAUGCGAGAAUCCCAGUAGAAGAAAGUCAACACUCAGAAGCUAAGUCGAUUGACUUAAUGUCAUUCACCGAUGACAGUAGCGACCACAUUAGAAAUGCCUCCUUCCAUGCAGAUCAGGGCCAAGAAUUUGUGAGCAGAGCAGAAAUCCAGAAUCAGUCAGAGCAAAAUAAGAAAAAUGAUGCAGAAAGUCAGCCUGCUGUUACUGCUAUAACGGGGCAGAAGAUGGAGGAGGAUAGUUCCAGAAAGGUUGAUAUAGUUGCUGAACAGAUAGAUCCUAGCAAGAAACAGUGUGCUAUCAGUUCUGUUGGGCCUGGACAAUUUUCACAGAAUACAUCCAAUAUAUCAGAUGGAACUGUUAUGCAACCUGUUUCUAAGGGAGACACGGAUAGCAGAUCUUCAGAUCUCAAUGUUAAUGUUACAUCUACUGAGGAAAAAGGAUCAGGAUCAAGCAUUGAACAUCAAAACUGUGGAAUGAAGAGAUCUUUGCCUGAAUCUGAAAUGAAAAAUAGCAAUUCAACAGAAGUUACAGAAGAGGCCAAACAACAGAGCAGUUCUGAUUCAAAAAAAGCAAAGCUAAAUGUGACCAAGCAGGAGAAUAUCUCUGAAAAGGGACAAAAAAUAUGCGCUCCAGUGGAAGAGUCUGGGCAGGAAAGGAGAGAUUCUGCUGAUGAUGGAAAUCAAAAGCCACAGACAAGAAACAAGAAAGCCAGGGCAGAAGAAAAAAACCAUGAAGUCCCUGCUGUCAAACAAAAUCGGACACGUAUGGAGAAUAUUACGGUUUAUUUCCAUGCUAUUCUGUCUAAGGACUUCAAGGUAGAUUUUGACAAGCAUAAAGUGAUCAUUCUGGCAGGGGGAAUUUCUGAUUAUGCUGACUGGAAAGACACUGUAUGUGAGCUGACCUAUUCCCAAGAUCUUGGAGAUCAUGGAUACCUGAUUGAAGGCCGCACCUUAAUUUCUAAGGAAAACCUGGAUAAAGCAAUUCCGUACAAAUACGCUGUUAAAUGUGACAAAAACUUGUCAUAUGAAUUCAUUUACAAACCUACAGAUGGACCACAUGUAAAUCGCUGCUUGUUUUUAUUAUCAAAAUUGAUACGUGGUACAGAUUGGCAUCAAUAUGAUGAUAUAAUAUGUGCUAAACCAGAGAAGAGUUGGUGGAAGAAUUUGAAGAAUCGCAUUUCAUUUUGGAAAGAUAAGGAACAGGAUUUUGUGAAAGGGAAACUGAUAGCAGCAAAAAUAAUGCUGGACAACCUCUUCAGUAUACUUAAAACAUGGAGUCGGAUUAACGUCAAAAGCUUUUUCCAGCAGUUCCACCAAUUUUACUUUGUGAAUAAAAAGAUAAUGGUACAUGAAGGAUGUCGAAAGGAAUGGAAAGAGCUACAAUUCAAAGAAGAGCAGUUGCAAGCUUUUAUUGUGAAUUACUUGAUGGAAGAAUCAAAUAACAUCCUCAAACAGAACACUUCGAUGUGGGAUAAAAUAGGCUUAGCAUUGAUCACUUAUACAUUAAUAACAUCUUAUCAUAUUCGACUGCCCAAAAAGGAACUGAAACAGUUAUGCAUGUUUCUUUGUCUGGAGAAAUCACCAGCAGACGUAAAUGAAAUUGAGAGUUUCAGAGAGACAUUUUCAGAGUGUCCAAGUUUGGUGGAGAACUUGAUAAUAUUCUGUGAUAACUGCAUUGAAGAAGAGAUUCACGAGUGGGUGUGGACACUCCCAAUUCUUUAUCUAAUUGCUGUGAAUGAUUCUGAAUAUAAAACUAGGAUUUGCCUUGAAUCAGAAGAGAAAUGGGCAAGGUUGGAAUUUAUUCGAUAUUCGGAAUGUAGAGCUAAAAACAGAAACUUCUAUAAGAAUCUAAUAAUGCAAAAGCAGCAUUUGCUGGAAGGAAACCGAACAUUAUUCAGAUCCUGGUUCUGCUUGUUACCACUAUAUCACCUGGUGGAAUUUAUCUCUGGCCCUUAUGCUGAUCCAUUUGACUGUCUUCUGGGAACUUUUCAUAGACUGAAAAACUUGAAAAUUAGCCAAAAUAACUGUCAGGGUGUAGAAAAGCUUUUAGAAAAAUUGUUGCACAUCCUGUCAGAAAAAAAUAUUACAAUUCAGAAAGAAGAUUGGAGAUGCUCUGCUUUUGUCUGUCAAAAACUUCAUCAGAUAUGCAGCAGUCAGAUUCCAGAAAUACCACAAUACAAGUUAUUAGCUACAGCAGUUGAAAUUGUUUCAACAAUUCUUGCACUUGUACCAUCAGAGGAUUUAGAAAUGGAGCUUGCCACAACAGUAUUCCAAAAUGUUUGUAAAACUACUAGCAAUUGGUUUUGUUACUAUCUUCCGAAAUCUCUGCUGAAAACAGGAUCGAUUACGUUUUCUUGGAGAAACGAACUUGAGGCAUGGGAUCAGUUUUUGAAAAUAAAGUUUCCUAACAGCAGUAAUUCUCAACAUUGGAAAAAAACUUUGAUGUCAAUUUUGAAAAGCAGAAUUAAACAGGAAGGAGCUGUUGAACAAAUUAAAAUCUACUGUAGUCACUACGAGGAAAUUCAAAAAUUUGAUUCUGUGAUUUUGCAAAUAUUUGAACAUUGUGCCAUUGAAGCUAUUGAUUUAGCAUACCAGAAACAACAGAAUCUGCUUGAGUUGAUAUCUAAAUAUGAUCAGAACAAGCUGGGUAAAAUUAUGUCUGCUGCCAUCAUAAAAUCCUGGCCAAAGGAUGAUACAGCAACAUGUUCUGAAGACUUUCAAAGUAUACUAAAGCAUCUGUUUGAAUGGCAGGACAGCAAAUAUAUAUUCAUUUUCAAUCGUGCAGAAGAAAAUACUCUAAACCAAUUCACUGAUGAAGCUCGAUUGUUAAUGACCCUUGCUGAAUCUUUGCUUCAAACUGCGGCUUAUCAACUUGUAACAGGCCAUAUUCAGAUUAAGCAUUUGGAGCUAAUUGUAAAGUAUAAGACACAAUUCAUAAAAUGCAUGGAACAAUCUUACUCAAAUGAAUUACCUGAAGGACUGAAAUUAGAAAAAGUUGUAGAUCUGAGACGACAGGAAUUAUUGCAUGUCAAGAGGGAGCAAAAAUAUUUGGGAGUCCUCUUGGAUAUGUUGAGGAAGGUUCAGUGCUACGUAAAAGUGGAUUUAACUGAAGUGGAACAAAAUUACAGCGGAAAUCUGGCAGAGAAAACUUUGGAUGAUGUUGUGAAAGUGAGAGAACCCACUUCAUGCAGUGAUGAUGGAAUAGAGACCUUUCUCCAUUUGAGUGAAGAUCUGAAGAACGUAUCUAAAGAUAUCUAUGAUUAUAAAGAUAGCCACAUUUUCAUGCAUUGCUGGGAGCAGGCAGCCAAGAUGCUGAUGGACCACAUGGAGAAUUCAGACUCUGAAGAAACUUUAGAUAUGGAGGAUGUGAAUAACCGCUUAUUUUAUCCUUGUUACAAGAAGUUCCAAAGGAUUUAUGACAGCUUGAAAUUGGGAGACAUCACAUUUGCUGAAGUGAACAUUCUCUUCAAAGAUUUUAAUAAUGAUUAUGAAGAACUCAGAAGAGAUUUCGAAAUUAUGUGCAAACUGCAGACUCGUGAUAAUGGAGAAUGGAUAGGUGAACGGAUCCAGCAAAUUCAACAGUACUAUGAACUGAAUUUGGCAUUGGACUCUGCUAAAGUUAUUGACAAAGUCAAGGACGUUUUGAAACUUUCUGGUGAUUUCAGUGUCCUGCAACAAUUGCUGAACUUCACAAUUGAAUUCGAGGCCUUUCAAGAAGAAAAGCUUUCUUCUAUGAGCUCUUCAUUGAUACGUGCUAAGAAACUGCUGCAAGUUAUUACUAAAGAACGUCUCAUGUGCCUCGAAGAGCUGGCAAUUAGGAAGGAGUUUGUUCACUGGGUCAAAGAGGCUUUGGAAGACAAAAAUGAGUUGAAAGUGUUCGUGGAGCUGGCUUCAAUAUCUGCAGGAGAGAAUGACAUGGAUGUGGACCGUGUGGCUUGUUUCCAUGAUGCUGUGUUUGGCUACUCCUCCAUACUAUACGAUUUAAAGCGAGAGGCAGGAUUUAAGGAAUUCAUGAAGUGUCUCGAGAAUAUAUGGAAAGCUCUGGAAAGUGAUCAUAACCUCCCCACGAAGCUGAGUGAUUCUGCAAGAUACUUGGAUUGGUUAAAAACUAUCAAAGAGAGUCAUGGCUCUGUGGAGUUGUCGUCUAUAUCUCUGGCAACCAGGAUCAAUGAGAAAGGAAUUUACAGAAUUAAGGCCCCAGUAGAAGGACAGAAGGCUUGCCUGGACAAUGUUCUGGACCUGACGAUCCAAGAAAGUCAUGGGGACCAAGAGGAGAACCGGCAGUAUUCUUUGGAAGAGCUUCAAGAACUGAUGAACAAAUUGAUGCUGAUGUCCGGAAAAGAAGAACAAAGCGCACAAGUGGAGAAAUUUUCUGAAGUGUUUUCUAACGUUCAGAGAUUUGCAUUGUCCUUCCUGAACCUUUAUUCUGCUGGAAACAUGCUCUUCCGAAACUGGAUUGCUGACAUAUAUUGCUCACCUAAGAGACAGUUUUGCAUUAAGAUGAACUUUAAUUUAAAUUCUAUCCAUGACCUUUGUGGAAGUGGAGAUGUGGCAGAAGUUUUGCCAGCCAUGUGCAAGAAGAUGGAGAGUUUUCUGGAGAGAUGGAAUCAGUUCAUGUCUGAGAAGCGAUCCCAGUAUUUUUAUUUGAAUUAUUACAUGGCUGACCAGCUUGUAUAUUUAUGCCAGGAGCUUGGUUCGGGUAAACCCAGUGAGUCUGCCUUAAUGAUGUUGUCUUUCAUAAAACAUAGCUGCAGUAGACAAGAUAUUGAAGAAGUCUCCAAACUACUGAUAUCUGAAAUACCAAAUAGUUUUGAUGCAAUGUAUGAACUCCAGGCAAGAAAAAGAGAGUUGACUGAACACUUGGAGGAAAUAUGGGGGUCCUAUAUGGAGAACAUGGGCUUAUUUCUUCCAGAUUGCUUUGAUAUUGAAACUCUUGGUAGAUUCCUGUCUAAUUUGGCAGAUUUGGAAAAAAGGAGUGUUGCGCGAGUAUUACCACAAGGUCUUCAUACUAGGCAGCCCAAUCUCAUUCUCUGUCCUCGCUCUGAAAUUUUGAUUUCCACAAUUUCCAUCUACAUGAACAGUCCAAAAGAGAAGUUACCCUCCUACGAUGAAGUUUUAUUGUGUACACCACAAACUAGCUACGAACAAGUGGAAUUGUUUAUGAGACGAUGCCUUACUCCAAACAAUAAAGAAAAGAAGAUUUAUACCUUACUCUUUGCAGAUGAGUUGAGUUACGAUGUUAGCUAUAAGUUAGAGGAACUAUACCAAAACCUUUAUUUAAAACAUAGCAAUGACUACCAUUUAGUGAUGUUCUGCAACUGUGAGAGAGAACACUUCUAUAUCCCCUCUGUUUUUAGUAAUUGCAUUAUUCACAUGACCCCUCUUAGGCCUCUAAAAGAGAUUCAGAGUUAUCUUGGGAAGCAUUACAAAGCCACUGAGUUUGGAAAUCUAUCAACUUCCAUCUUCAAGAAUAACAUGUGUGUUGGGAUUGUAUCUUCUGAAAGAGCUGGAAUGGGAAAAUCUCUCUAUAUAAAGAGGAUGUAUCAGAAAAUGAAAGCGCAAUUGCAAGGACACAGAGUUCAUUUAAGAACUAUUCGACUGAUUGAUCCCCAUGUGAAUGAAAGAAAAAUCCUAAACUCUCUGUUUCUACUCCUGGACCAAAAGUACCAAAACCGGCCUAUGAUUGUGCAUUUUGAUAUUACUUCUUCUGUUCAGACUGGAAUUUCAGAAUUUUUGUUCAAGCUAUUCAUUUUACGUUAUCUAGAAGAUGCAGAUGGGAAAAUCUGGCUUCGGAAACAGUGCCACCUCUAUAUUGCAGAAAUUCUGCAACCACCCCACUCACCAAAAAAACAAAGAGGAUCUAAAUUUCCAGGGCUGAACUGCAGUUUCCUUGAUGUAUUCCCCCAAAUAACUUGCAGAUCUCCUAAAGAAGUACUGGACAACGGUAUUCAGAUGAAUUUAUUUCAUGAGAGCAGUGAUCCCCGAGUAGAUCAAGAAAUGUUCUGCAGUGAAGCUUUUCAGAGACCAUUCCAGUAUUUGAUAAGAGAAAGCAGAGGUGAAAAUCUUGAUGCAUUCCAGUAUAGAAAAGGCUCAGUGGAAGGGACUCCAGAAGAAUGCCUACAGCUGUUCUUGAUGUACUGUGGAGUAAUUGAUCCUUCUUGGUCAGAACUUAGAAACUUUGCUUGGUUUCUUAACCUUCAGCUGAGAAAUUGUGAAACCUCUGUUUUCUGUAAUGCUGAUUUUGUCCAGGACACUUUGCAGGGCUUUAAAAAUUUUGUGGUCAAAUUUAUGAUUUUAAUGGCAAAGGAUUUUGCAACUCCUUCACUUAACAUUUCUGAUGAAAGCCCUGGAAUGCAAGUUUUUGAAGAGGUUACUGAGGAAGCUCUUGCUCCAUUUCUGCUCCGGAAAAAGUGGGAAACUGAACCCCAUCCAUACAUAUUCUUUAAUAAGGACUGUGUAUCUAUGACUUUCAUUGGCUUUCAUCUCCAGUACAAUAACAAUGGCAGCAUUGAUGCCAUCAAUCCUUUGAAUGGCAAUAUUAUCAAGAGAAAUGUCAUGACCCGUCAGUUGUUUAGGGGGUUACAUCUUCAAAGAGUUCCAUUCAAUAUUAAUUUUGAUACACUGACCAGAGCUGAGAAAAUUGAGAAACUUUGCAUGGUCUUAGGGAUCCAGUGGCCAACCGAUCCUGAUGAAACCUAUGAACUUACAACAGAUAAUAUACUGAAAAUGCUUGCCAUUGAAAUGAGAUUUAGGUGCGGAAUUCCUGUUGUCCUGAUGGGAGAAACGGGUUGUGGGAAAACCAGGCUUAUAAAAUACCUGUGUGAACUGCGUAAGAGUGGUGCCAAUCCUGAUAACCUGAAGCUUGUCAAAGUUCAUGGAGGUACCACAGCAGAUGCGAUCUACGCUAAAGUCAGGGAAGCUGAAGAUAUGGCACAAAACAAUAAGUUGAAUUAUCAGUUUGACACAAUUUUAUUUUUUGAUGAAGCCAAUACUACAGACGCAGUCAGCAGCAUCAAGGAAGUGUUAUGUGACCACACAAUAGAAGGACAACCUUUAUGUCCCAACUCAGGUUUACAGAUCAUAGCUGCAUGCAAUCCUUAUCGCAAACACACACCAAAAAUGAUCCAGCGCUUGGAGUCAGCUGGACUGGGUUAUCGUGUCAAAGCAGAGGACACCAGCGAAAAGCUUGGUUCCAUCCCUCUUAGGCAGCUUGUUUACCGUGUCCAUGCACUGCCACCAAGCAUGAUACCUCUGGUGUGGGACUUUGGGCAAUUGAACAAUAUCACUGAAAAACUAUACAUAGAACAGAUUGUGCAAAAACUUGCCAGGUCAAUCCCAAUGUCUGCUACUGAGAUCCAAAUGAUUACUGAGGUACUUUUUAAGUCACAGACCUACAUGAGACAGCAGAAAGACGAAUGCAGCUUUAUCAGCCUCAGAGAUGUCGAGCGCUGUGUGGAAGUCUUCAAAUGGUUUCAUGGCUACAGUGAACGUCUUAUUAAGCAUCUGGAGAAGUCUCUGGAAAAUAAUCCUAAAAGUGUAAUUCAGAGAGACAGAAUAAUUUGGUCUUUGAUUCUUUCAGUUGGUGUUUGCUACCAUGCUUCCCUGGAACAGAAAGAGGCAUACUGGAGAGUUAUCUGCGAAAUAUUUCCAGAACCAUAUGAUAAUGAAAAAGUAGUUCUUGAAGAAAUUAGCUUAAUUCAGGAUCUUUUUUUGAGUGGUGUGCCUAAUAGGCAAAGAAUAGCAAAAAACAUGGCUUUGAAGGAAAAUGUGUUCAUGAUGGUAAUCUGCAUUGAACUUAAAAUCCCUUUGUUUCUUAUUGGGAAGCCGGGCAGCUCAAAAUCUCUUGCCAAGACCAUUGUGGCUGAUGCCAUGCAGGGUCAAGCAGCAUAUUCUGACCUUUAUAAGGAACUUAAGCAGAUCCAUUUGGUGUCUUUCCAGUGCAGCCCACAUUCAACCCCUGAGGGGAUCAUAAAUACAUUCAAGCAUUGUGCUCGUUUCCAGGAAGGAAAAAACCUCGGGGAAUAUGUCUCUGUGGUUGUAUUAGAUGAAAUUGGAUUGGCAGAAGACUCCCCCAAAAUGCCCCUGAAGACCCUUCACCCUCUCUUAGAAGAUGGAUGCAUUGAUGAUAAUCCACUUCCUCACAAGAAGGUUGGCUUCGUUGGGAUAUCUAACUGGGCCCUAGACCCAGCUAAGAUGAAUCGCGGCAUCUUUGUAUCCCGUGGAAACCUGAAUAAAAAUGAACUCAUAAAAAGCGCAAAAGGUAUUUGCUCUUCAGAUCAUCUUGUGCUACAGAAAGUUGAGCAUUUCUUUCCUAUCUUUGCGAAUGCGUAUGAAGAAAUUUGCCAGAACCAAACUAAGGAUUUUUUUGGAUUGCGUGACUAUUACAGCCUUGUCAAAAUGUUAUUUGCUUUGACAAAAAAUUCUAAAAGCAUACCAGGUCCUCAUGAAAUAGCAGAGGUUGUUCUCCGAAAUUUCAGUGGCAAAGAAGGUGUUGAAGUCUUGGAUACUUUUAUGUCUAAGAUUCCAGAAGGUGGAGAUGAAAAUUAUAAGGAUAUCCGUACAAUUGAUUUAGUUAAGCAAAACAUUUAUAGUGAUUAUCAGGAUGGUGAAUGCCGAUAUCUAUUAGUAUUAACAGAAAAUUAUGCAGCGCUUCAGAUUCUCCAACAGCGUUUCUUCAGAGAUGUUCAACCAGAAAUUAUUUUUGGUUCCAGCUUUCCCAAAGAUCAAGAAUACACUCAGAUUUGCAGAAACAUAAACCGAGUCAAAAUUUGCAUGGAGACAGGGAAGAUGGUUGUUCUUCUCAACCUACAAAACCUUUACGAGAGCCUCUAUGAUGCCCUCAAUCAAUAUUAUGUCCAACUUGCUGGUCAAAAAUAUGUUGACUUGGGCUUGGGGACCCAUCGAGUGAAAUGCAGAGUGCAUCCCAAAUUUCGACUGAUUGUCAUUGAAGAGAAAAAGGUGGUGUACGAACAGUUCCCCAUUCCAUUGAUUAACCGACUUGAAAAACACUAUCUGGAUAUUAAUACUGUACUGAACAAGUGGCAAAAGACCAUUGUGGAAGACUUGAAGAAAUGGGUGGAUGACUUUGUAGCAGUUAAAACUGAGAAAUAUUUUAUGGGUCAACAAACGUACAGACCUUCUGAUGUUUUUAUUGGCUACCAUUCAGACUCUUGUGCUUCAGUUGUCCUGCAGGUGACUGAAAACCUGGAAGAAUCACUUCUUUCUGCAGAGCUAAGGCAGAAAGUACAAGAGGAAUCCGAGCUGGUCCUCUUGAAUUGUGCUACCCCAGAUUCUGUUGUCCGUCUUGGUGACUCUAAACUGGACUUUUUAAAAGAUAAGUUGGCUAAGAUAUACUUUCAGCAACAGCAGCAUACUUCCUUUGCUGAAUUUUUGCACGGGUGCCUUCGGUCAGACUCCAGAGGCCAUACAGUUUUUAUUGAGAUGACGACCUUCUCCAGACUCCUGACUGCAGCAGACACAGAGAUUUUGGAGGCAGAAUUGCAGCAUAAUUCAGACAGCUUGAAAGUUUUGUUCUUACAACAAUUUGACACAGAGUACUCAUUUUUGAAGGAUAUUCGGAAUUUUUUUGCUGUGAGGACUGAUGGGAGUAAAAUCCUCAUUAUUCAGACUGACUUUGAAAAUGAAUCACUCAGUGCCCAGCUCAUUGCCUCAGCCAGGUAUUCAGCUGUUAAUGAAGUCAACAAAAUACAGGAGAAUCAAGCCAGGGUGUUUAUAAUUUUCAUCACUAAGCUGUCACGAAUCGAAGGAGGAAGUUGCUACAUAGGAUUUCACGGAGGGCUGUGGCAGUCUGUGCAUAUUGAUGAUCUAAGAACCUCCAAGGAUAUGAUCUCUGAUAUAACAUCCCUCACAAACGUUACCAUCAGCCAGCUAUUUUCUGAAAAUACGGGAGAGUCUGCAGAGAAUCCUGAAACUUCAAGGACAGAAGAAGAAGAAGAAAUAGAAGAAGAGAUGGAGGUGGAGGUGGAGGCAUCACCAAUAUCCGAACCAGAAAUAUGUUCUAAGGUUUUGGAUACUACCGUUCUUUUGAGGAGUUGUGUUCAAAGUGCUGUCAGCAUGCUAAGAGACGACAAUGAGGAUGCCGGUCGUAGCGCUAAGAGAAUUGAAAUUCUUCUUAGCCUCCUGUCUGAGGAAGAUACCCUGCAAGGCAACUUCCUGAAGAUUACAAAGAGCCGUCUUACUUGCCUUUUGAAGAAACAGGAAGAAAAUUCUUUCAGUAUGAAAGAGUGGGUGCUCCGAGAGGCUUCCAACCUUACUGCACUCCAGGAAGGAGGAACAUUUAGACGCACGCUGUGGAAACGGACCCAGAGUAUGGUGACCCCACUUCUGGCCUACAUGGUAUCUAUUUUGGACAGAGAUUAUAAUCUGGAUUUGCUGGUCAAACCAGGAACAGAAGAUUGUGUGAAAACCUUGUGGUUAUUUAUCUUCAAUGAACUAAAACUUCUAGACAUCCCUUAUGUCAUGGGUCAGAGCAGCUCUCAAACAAAACCAAUUCAGGUGCAGAAUGACAUGGAAGUGUCUCCAGGGACUGGCAAUAAAAUGCCUUUCAGCUGGAAGAUAAAGGAUUAUUUGGAAGAUCUUCGGGUUCAAGCACAACAUGUCACUAAGAAUGAAGGCCAUGCAGAGAAGUUUCUAGACAUCUUUCGGAUGACACCCCUGGGCCAACACAUUGCUUCCUACUCAGAGGAAGACAAGGCCGUCCUUUUUUAUUAUUAUGUCAGAGACUUCAUUCUCCUGGCAAUGGGUGUGACUUCAGAGAGGGAACUAAAUAUGCUGCACGUGGCCCUUUUGACCUGUGUGGAAGAAAUGAAGGCCACCUCUUCCAGUGCAGAAGCAGGAGUGCCCUCCCUUCCUUGGGUCCACCUUGCUUAUCAUCAGUUUAAGAGUCGUCUGCAGAACUUUUCCCGCAUUAUUGCUGUGUACCCUGAAGUGCUUCAUACCCUUGAACAAAGAGAAAACAAAGGAGGCAUAUGGCAAAGCCAAAUGGUGCUAGAUGUGUUUGCUGCGCUGGCCUGUACUGAAAUGUUAUCCUCGGCAGUCCUGAAACAGAAAACUCGUGCAUGGCUCCAACAGGUGAAGGACCUUCAAAUGCCCAUUGAACUUGUGUGCACAGCAAAUAGCAGCCAAGACAGUGGAAGCCAAUGCAGCCAAAUGCUCCAAGAGGUCAAGAGCCAAUGGAAUAGAAUUUUCUCAAUGUCCCUCUUUGUGGAACAUGUGCUGCUUGGAGCAGAAAUGUUGAUUCCAGAACUGAAGGACCUGGUGAAGAAGUAUCUCAUUCAACUUAAAAAUUGUUUUCAAUGGGAUUCUGACAUCAAAAAAGGGAGAACAUUCACUGCAGUGAUGAGAUUGCUAUGUCAGUGCAAGGGAGAAGCCAGUCAAUCAUUUUGCAGGUUUGGUUUAAACUCAUGCCCAAUAUGUUUGGGCGAUCCUACCAAUCCAGUAAACCUUCCUUGUGAUCAUGCAUAUUGUUAUGGUUGUAUCAAACAAUGGCUGUGUCCCGGUCAGAUGAUCUGUCCACUUUGCUUGGUCAGUCUACCAGAUGAUUACAAUCCCACAGUGUCUGAGGAGCACAGCAUUGCCAUAAAGAAAAACGCCCAGUUCCGUAAAUUAUGCAACAAUUUUUUCAUAGACCUGGUUUCUACAAUGUGUUUCAAAGGCAAUAAUCCCCCAGAUAAAUGUGUGAUUGUAGAGCUAUUGAAUCUGAUGUUUGUCCAAAAAUCAAUUUUGAAAGGCCCUGAAAGCUUGCAUACCAAAUCUUUGUCCCCCUUUGAUGAUGUGGUGGAUAAAACUCCUGUAAUCCGUUCUGCGGUGUUAAAAUUACUUCUGAAAUAUAGUUUCAGCGAUGUGGAAGUCUACGUACAAAAGCAUUUAUCAACAGUUGAAGCAAAUCACUUCAUAGACAAGGAAGAUAAAAUAGAGCUAUACAUGCUAUUCAUCAGUUGCUUUGAGGAUUCAUUGUGUGAGAAAACAGGCAAUUUUCCCAAAGAAACCAAAAUAAGUUGCUUGGCAAAUGAUGGGUAUUUUCUGGAAAAAAGUUUUCAUCAAUACAACAGCAGCCAUCCAGUCUCCCAAAAAAUUACCAUUGAGUAUUUGCAGGGAAUUGCCAACCUCCGUCUAUGCAUGGAUAGAGCUGCAGAGGUGAUCUUUGAACUUCAUGAAACUUCAGCCAGUAGUGAAGAAGAAGAAAAGCAAAUCCACUUGAAAAAAGUGAGGCAGUUUUUCUGUCGUACUCAAAAUAACUGGCAUAAGAUUUACCUUGUGCGAAAGCUUGCUAGCCAGUACGGGUUGGAAUUCACACAGAAGCUUUUGAAUAACCGCCAGUAUCACUGGGUAUUUCCAUCAGAAAUAAUAAAAGAGCAACAGGCAUUCCAACCUGGUUGCAUUGAUCGUUUCCUGGUUUGUGGCAAGGACUACAAAGCCAUACGCAAUACUGUGGAGCAAGCAUUGAUAACAUGCGAGACAGAAGUCAUUGCAGAAGCCCUGAAGGCAUACAAGGGCUCCAAGUCUGCACUGCCAAUUCAUUUUCUUCUGACUAUCUUCAGAGAGCUCACAUCACUGUAUGGAGGCGGAAACCCAAAUGCUCACCCUAAGCAGAAGCAAUGUGAUAUACUUAAAGAAUUUAUCCAGAACUCCAAGGUUCUUCCAUCUGCAAAACUGAAGUCAUUUGCUGAAUCUCUUAUUUCUAAUCAACUCCCCUUGCUGACUCUGGCUUCUCUGUCUUUUGGCCGCAACAUGAUGGUGAUUGAAAUGGCAGUUCAUACUGCAGUUGUUUUGCUUUGUGGCCAGAAUAGAAUCCUUGAACCCCUAAGGAAUCUGGCAUUCUCACCUGGAACAAUGCUGAACGCUUUUCUGCCAACCAUGCCAGAAGACAUGUUGGCUCAAGCUGUGAAGUGGCAGUUAAACGGAAAGGUUCAUUGGUAUACAUGUCCAAAUGGUCACCCCUGUAUUAUUGGAGAGUGUGGUCAACCUAUGCAACGUAGUCGUUGUGUUGAUUGUGGUGUUGAAAUUGGAGGUGUUAACCACAGGCCACUGCAAAACUUCCGAAAAGCAAGUAUUCAGGACAGGACACAAACGGGCCACAUUCUUGGAGAUCCUAGGAAAAGAGGUCCAGUGAUCACAUCAGAGAGGGAGUUGUCUCCAGCUGUCCUAAUUCUGAUUCGCUUGCUCACUCACUUUGCAUUGCUUCUGGGAGCCUCAAAUGAUGCCCAGUCUCUCUUGCAGAUCAUAAAACCACAGGUUCAGGAUCCAGUAAAUUUCUUGCUGCAGCAUAUUGACAAAGACUUAGAGCAGUUGAUGAAUACUCUUGGGAAGAGUGCUGAUGAAACCACUAAUGUCAUCCACCUCAUUCUGUGUAGCCUUUCCAAGGACCAACAUGCAGGACAAUGGCCAGUACAUUUUAACAGUCAGCUUUCCAUCAAAGAGCACAGAAACAAAUGGGAAGAAAGUGUUGCACGCACCAUUAUUCUACCUGAACUGAAGCUUUUGGAUAAAGCACUUCUGGACUUGAAUAAACAAAUCAGUGAAGAUGAAAGACUUUCUUCCAACCCUGUAGUGAAAAUUAUUUAUGGGGACCCUGCAGUCUUCCUGCCCCAUCUUCCUAAAGACAGUGUUAUACAUUCCUCUCGGAUAUGGAGUUGCAAGAAGAGGAUCUCAGUCGAGCAUCUGGCUCACAUCGUCCAACAGAAAGGCAGCAAGGAUACUGUGCCCAUCUUGCAGAAAUUUUUGCAAAAGGAAGCUGAAUUGAGGCAGGUGAAAUUUCUGCCAGAAAUUCUUGCUCUGCAGAAAGACUUGGUGAAGAGAUUUCAGAACAUCUCAGAAAUUGAGCAUCGCACAAUUGAAGAUUUUCUCAGCAAUUUUUCCUCGGGUGUCAGGUCACAAAUGAAAGGCAGAGUGGAAAAAUUUCUGGAUGUGUGGAACAAACUCAGAUUAUCCAUAGAAACCAGUGGUGAAAUUAAGCUUCCUAAAGAUUAUUGCAGUAUGGACCGCACAGUGAAAGAUCCAUUUGAAAUCCUUUUGCCUCGCCGGAGAGAUCUAGGCCUUUGUGCCACCUCCUUGGUUAGCUACCUCAUUCAGCUGCACAAUGAGUUCGUCAACACCAUAGCAAAGGAUUCAGCAGAUGCCAAUAGAUACUCUGUCAGUCCUGCUGAAGUGGCCGAUCUGCACAUGAUCAGUUAUGAAGUUGAAAAGGAUUUGAUCCCAAUCAUUCUGUCCAACUGCCAGUAUAGCGUGCAGAAAGGAGGAGAGGCUCUGCAGGAAUUUGACCUGGAAAAAAUCGAGCAGCAAGUUGUCAGUAGAUUCUUACGAGGGAAGCCCAAGAUCACGUUGCAGGGCAUACCCACACUGGUACACAGAUAUGACCAAAAUUAUGAGCAUCUGUUCAACAAAAUCAAGACAAAGCUGGAAACUCCGAGCUCCCUUUCAAACUCUAAAAUGGGCAUGAUCAGAGGGGAUUUGGUAUCGUACAGUGACAUCUGUGAGGCACUCUCGGUCACUGAAAUUAUCUUAGGAUUCCUGGCUACAACUGGAGGUGACUCACGUAUGACUUUGGCCGAUUAUGCUGAAAAUAUCCUGCAGAUGAGCAAUCAGAUAAGUCUUCCGGUGAUGAAGGCACUGAGCCGAUGUCAGCUAACGCAUGCCAUUUCCUUGUGGCAGCUCCUUUCUAGUCAUAAAUCAGAACAGCUGCUGCAUUUGAAAAAGGAUCCUUUUGGAGAGAUCAGUGCAGCCUAUAAAGAGGAACUCGCUGUGGAUAGUAUCAAUCUUCUCAAAGCUUUCCUCACUCAGACAGGGCUGGAGCCCUUCCUUCAGGAGUUGCAUGAAAUGAUCAUGCUGAAAUUGAAACAUGCCAAAGUUGGAGAAGAGUACAGUCCUACGUGGGGCCUGAAAGAAGUACUUGUUCCAUAUCUUGAAGGAAAAGGUAGCAGUGAGCUUCAGGACUUGGAAGAUAUGUUCCCAGAAGAUAUCCUGGUUUCCCAGUGUAUCGCUGCCUGGAAACUAGCUGCUACUCUUAAACGGAGUGGAUGCGGCCCAGGAAAUUAAUCCAGGCACUUUUCCUGUCUCCCUCCAUUCACUGAAGAGCAGAGCAGUUUAUUUAAUUGUUGGGUUUUCUUUAUACUUGUACAAAAAGAAAUGAAGGAGAUAACAAGCUUUUGUAUGUAAGGUGAUCCUAAAUCAUGGUGCUAAAUGUGAAUAAAUAGCGAUGCACAAACCACAAAGGAAUUGGUGCUUUAGAUAAUGAAGGAUUUCUCAGAAAUGGAAGUUGGAUAAGUACGUUGCAUUCAAAGGAUUUUCAUUGUUACAGAUUUCUAAAAGGACCAUGUAACAGCUAUAACUUUGGCUUUAUAGACUGCAUUAUAAACUUUCCUCUUUAAUCUGUUUUAGAAUUGGCAAGGGGCAGAGAAACAAUCUUCUUUCCCUCAACUUUCCUAGAUUUUCUAAACGCUACCAAAGUUAUCUUUAAUCAAGGUCAUAAUUUCUCAUACACUGAAUUCUCAUACACUCUGAGACUAGGUAUCUGAGCAAGUAGUUAGAAUCAAGCAAAUGUGUAAGUGAACCAUCCCAACCAUGUUUACUGAUAGUUUGAAAUAGGCUGUGAGGUUGCACUUCCUUUGAUUUACUGCGUCUUUUUUUCUAAGAAGCUGUGGAAAUUAAUGUUUCCUGUUUAAAGAUGCUCUUGCGAGAUAAAGACCAAUAUCUACUGAUAGUUUUUAGAUGUCAAAGAUAAAUAUGUACUGUUUUUGCAUAGUUCUAUUCUUAGUUUUGAUAGUUAAUUGACAUUUCUACCAAGUUAUGAAUUAGGCAUUGUCAUUUCAACCCUCUCUGAACUUAAAGAAACUGAGCUGCUUGUUCUUCCUUCAAUUGUGCCAGGAUGAUGUCUUAAUACAGGUUGCUGUACUGCCAGAGAACAGAAUAUGCCUUGACUUAUUUUUUUAGUCUUCAAAAAUUGUAAUCUAUAAAAAUUACUUUCUAGUCUUUUCCCCCCCUUUAUUAAAAAGUCCUUGUUACAAAAGUG